Molecule: messenger RNA, 567 nt
Organism: Sceloporus undulatus (fence lizard)
Lineage: Eukaryota; Metazoa; Chordata; Lepidosauria; Squamata; Phrynosomatidae
Product: phospholipase A and acyltransferase 3-like
Exons: 4
Biological process (GO): N-acylphosphatidylethanolamine metabolic process
Cellular component (GO): cytoplasm
Molecular function (GO): glycerophospholipid phospholipase A1 activity; A2-type glycerophospholipase activity
Source: RefSeq, a predicted model, not a curated record
AAAGUCCACUGAGCAGCAAAAUCUUAGACCCUUGGAAGAAAGCAAAGGAAAAAUCCCAAGAUGGACUCCUUUCAGAAGUGUGUGGAUGGGAUACAAGGAAUAACGGAGGAUGUCGUUCACGUUUUUCAGAAUAAAGAUAUUCCAAAGCCUGGGGAUAUGAUCCAGUUUCAGAUGCCUCUUUUCCAACAUUGGGGCAUCUAUGUGGGAGAUGGAGAUGUGGUUCAUUUUGCAUUGCCAGCUGUUAAAGUUAUUCCACUGAAGUUCAAAGUUCGAAAAGCACCAGUGAAGGAUGUAACACCAGUAUUGACCUUUGCCGUGUACAACAAAUAUGAUAAAGACCAUUCUCCAUUGCCUCCCGAUCGUGUGGUAAAAAGAGCUGAGCACAUGGUGGGCAAGGUCAUGAAGUAUGAUCCUGGGAGAGCUAAUUGUGAGCACUUUGUCACACUGAUGAGAUAUAACAUUGCUAUAUCAAGGCAGGCAGAGAGGUUCAACUUUACAGUAGAUCCAGAUUUUGUGAAACAGAUCAAAAGAUGGCUAGCUGAGAUCAAUGAGGAGGCAAACUGGUGA